AUGGAUGUACACUUUGAGCUGAUAAAUGACCAAACCAAUGCGUCGCAAGUGUUACGACCGCUGUUGGUCACGAAUGAGUCGAUAGUACCACUGAAAAGGAAAGACGAAACCGUCGUUAAGCAAGCAACCGUGAUUACCAGCAGUCCUGUCUUCGGAGACGUUCAAACCGGUAAAAUAUUAAAAAAUUGACCAUUGGCGUUUGCCCUUUAAACCGAUUCUGAAUCUAUUUAAUCAAGAAUUCUUAAAAUGCAGCGUGUAGCUAUCGAACUCUGGGUAAACGUUAGGUAGGCACGAACGAAGCAUUGAUAAAAAUUGCUCGAAACGAUAGCCAAAAGCAUUUCUAGGUUUUGGAUUUCUUAGAACCAAGUAGAAACUUCUCUAGUGCAUCCUUACCUGGAUGGUCACACAGCCUUGGCGCUAAACAUUUCAUUAAUAUCAUAAUUAAAACAUAAAAACGUUUGAAUUUACUAAAAUGUAGCAGGGAAGUGACGAGUGUUUCCUGUUGUGCGUACACGACCUAAAAAAUAUCAGCAUUCACUGCAAACAUUUGACUUUUUUUGAGCAAUUUUUGACCAACUUUUUGAGAAAUUACUGGAAACUUUUUUGGGAAAUCUCGAGCAACUUGUAGGUUUUCGUCUCAUGGUUGAUUUUAUUACCACUUUUUGGUAUCCUGAAAACUUUUUAUACUUACUUUAUUAUUGAAAUAAUAUCUUCACAAACUCUGCUGUAAAAAAAAAUGCGUAAAGUUAACGCGUACUUCCGCUUUAGUUAGGGUUAGCUUCCCUUUACGGAAUAUUAAUAAAGAAAAAAAAUUAAAGCGUUGACUCUGUUUUUAUAUUAAAAAACAAGUUUUCAAUUCAAUUCAAGCUAUUCAAUUCUUGCCAUUGCCAAGAUGCGACGUGGAGACAUGAUUUCUUCCAUUUAGUAAUAAGCGACAAAGGAACAGUUACCGGUUAUAUUAUAGGAAAUUGGCCCUUCUGACCUGCUUAUUCAAUCUUUGUUACUAUUGUCAGGUGAAGAUUUCGCCAAGUCAGCUUUGGACUACCACAACAAAUUUCGUCUGAUUCACGACGCACUGCCGCUAAGGCUCAAUCUAAAUAUGAGCAAAGAAGCUGAGCACUUUGCAAGGAAACUUGCUCUAAACGGUGCCAAAAACCUUCCCAUGAAACACGAAGAUCAAUUCGUCCUUACAAAAGAAAAUGAGGGCGAAAACAUCGCUGCAGGAGGUAGUCGUGCUGGAGGAUUAACUGCUUAUGGUGCAGUUAAAAACUGGUAAGGAACAAAUAAAUCAUUGAAGAAAAAGACCUUUCAUUAAAGAAGGGUGGAUGACGCAUUAUACGGAAAAAUAUUGCCUUCAAUUAUGAAGACCGAGCUUUGUAAUCUGGAGGCGAGGCGACCGUGUGAGUUAAGGUUGUUCAAAAUUGGUUCUCGUCUUUUCUUCGGAGUUUUUUCUCGGGUAGCUCACUUUUCGAUCUUUUUCGUCAAAUAAAUAUAUGAAUGAAUAACUUAUUUUCAAUGAUGUCGGUAUUGAACAUACAACACUAAUUUUUGGGAGAUUUUUUACGAGUUUAUAGGUUUUUCGCACUAAUAUUUAACCAAGUUCAAUAAUGCAAAUCAUUGCAUUUAUAUUUUUAGCCACGUAAGAAUGAUUUGCAAAUAGGUAAGUAAGCAAAUUAGUGAAACCUUGAAAAAGCCCCUAUAUAACGAUAAAAAACACCGAUAAAAUUCUCGGUCUCGAAAAUUUACCGAAACAGGGCAACUAAAUGACUACCUCUGUUGUCCGAGCAGUUGUGAGGGGCAAAUUCAUUGUUCGUUAUAUUAUAUGUUAUGGGUGAUUUCAAUAGACUUACUUAGCUUUGAAAGAUCUAAAUUUAGCUACGAUUUGCUUUUAGCCCUUCAAAAAGCUGCCAUCUCAUUCCCACAGUUGAUAAGUCAAGCGUCAGCGUGCGUAUGUUGAGAUAUUGAGCACGCGAGAAGUUUGCAGUGCACGAAAGAGGAGUAAGAGUUGUUCGAGGGGCAGCCGAGUGCUACUCCAGCCUCUAGAGUGCGAUCCAGACUUCCCAUUAGUGCUCAUGCAAUAUCUCGAAAUACGCAACGGCUGAAGCAUAAACUAGUUGUUUUAUAACAUUAUCGAAGACAUCAAUGCUGUAGAUAACGUAAAAAUUUAUUAUUUUAGCGUGCGCUCAAAGCACUGGUACGCGUCUACCUGACCACAUUUUUUUACCUCACAGUUAGAUCUUUAUCUUGAAACCGAGUGUACGUUCAUUCAAGUCGCUUAAGAUAACAUUUAAAAAGAUUGUUAAAUGCAUAUUGAGGUGCCGAAAAACUAUUAAUUCACCAAAAAAUUAUUUUGGAGGGAAACAACUUUGCGAAGAAUGAUUUGCACACGCCAAGGCAUGAUGGCCCGCAGAGGUACCGUAGAUGACAAAAACAACAACAGCACGCGCCUCUUUUACGGACUAUCGGUUAACAAAUUAAAACGUUUUCUCUUAAAUUUACGUUAUAAAAUACGUUUUAAACACUUCAUCGUGCGCCGUUAAGUUAUGGAUGCACUUGGGAGACGUCUUGGCCGGGUUACUUUAAAGCUCACAAGAACUCGAGGUAUAGUUUGGUGACGUCAUCAGCGUGUUCAAAGGGAAUAUGAACUACGCUUGCGCUAUUGAAUUUGUUUAGGCGUAUAUUCUAGUUAUGUUAUAACCACUGUUAUUAAAAACUGAAUCACUGGAUUAUGCAAUUCCAGAGCUGUGAUCGGACUAGUCAUAUGAGCCAUUAUACCAUGCUCUCCAAAUAUGGUAACUGUACGCGUCUGCUCAAAAUUAAAAACAACCUGAAAAUCGGUUGUUUUUACAAAUAAAGUUUGGAACAAUUCUCGAAAUUUUGUGGGCGUUUUUGAUAAAACAAUUAUUCCACUCGCGCUUGUUGGAUAUGAGAUUUAAAAACAUACUCGGCGCUACGCGCCUAUUUGGCUAUCCACCAUCUCAUAUCCAACGCACACUCGUGGAAUAAUUGUUAAAUAAACCAAGUUUAAAUUCUUGCCAGCGGUAAUAUUGCUUUUGACGAUAGCUGGUGGUCACUUUUCCAUGGGAUUUUUACGUGCAAAAGCACUGGGUUAGAGAUAUAUAGGCAAUGUAAUUUUUUUCAGAUUUGGCGUAAAACUGUGGAAUGAGAUACCGUGUACCUUGCGAAAUCUACCCAAGAAAAUAAAAUAGUUACCAUUUUACAAAACGUUCGACUGGUUAAAUAAUUACUUUAAUUAAGUCUUUAAAGUUUCAAUUGAUUUUUUUUCUCAACUUUUAAAGUUAUAGUUUCUUUAACUGUGUCAGUAUGUAAUAACAUUCAGUUGCCUGUUCUUAUGUCCUAGAUUUGCAAUUGUAAACUCCGCGUCAGUGUAAUUAGUUAAGUUUUAAAAUUCUUGAAAUAAAAUUUUGUUGUUGCUGUUGUUGUAUUUUGGGGAUUCACCGUGGAAAUCUUUUCGAUCAAGUCACAGUUGAAACUAAUUUUUGUGUUUUCUUACCAUGUAGGUAUAACGAAGUCUGCUUUUAUGACUGGGCAAAAGGAGGCUAUGAACCGCUAGCCAUUCAUUUUAUGCAAGUUAUCUGGAAAAAUACCAAAGAACUAGGCAUUGGAAAGGCGAAUACAAUAAAGAACGGCAAACCUUACACAUACAUCGUUGCACGCUACAAACCAAGGAUUGACGAUGACGUUUUCAAAAACAUUGCGAAGGGCAAGUUCAACCAGUUAUACUGCAGAAAUAUUUUGGCAUUUUCCCGUUCAGAAUUAGCCCAGCACAAGACCAACUCGUCGUUGCAAAAGGUGCAGGAGAGAAAAUUUAAUUAUUUCGCAAAUAAAUCAGCAAAGUUUCAGCCACCACUGGAUAGCUCUCGCAAACAGCUCUCAACCGACCCAAUAAAAAAUAAUGUUAAAUUACUUUCAUGGUUUCGCCCAGUGCAACAACAAUCAAAGCAGACCCUUUCAGAUGAAGUUCAAAAUAAAGACAAAUACAACUUUCAACAAAACCCAGCACUGGGGCGCGUUUCAAAAAAUUCAAAUUUUUACACCAACAAUCUGGCUAAUUCUCCUCUCAUGAGGGGUGCUCCUAGAAUAACGUCGAGUAGAUUUAGCGCUGAAAAGAACCGUGGAAGUUAUAAGAGCAGUACGCAAUACAAUAAUGUAAACUACAGGAAUAGAAACCUAGCGAACAUAUUAGGAGCUGGACAACUUUAUGAACGUGGUCCGCAAGAUGACAAACUGAGCUUUUUUGCCGGCAAUUCUUUGGGUGCUGCCAUCAUCAAUCGAUCAAGGCAACCACAGGCUUCGUCCACUGUAAAGCAGGCGGAAAUUUUAGGAAAGUUUGCUGAGAAAAGAAGACCUUAUAACUGGGAAUAUGGACGAGAUAGUGAGAGGUAUCAUUUGAAUGAGAUGGUUCCCUAUCGACUUUUUCCAGCGACAAGUAGUGGAAAGACCGGAAAUAAUGACAAUUAUUACGAAGAAUUUUUUUCUGACUAUGACCCCAGGAAGAAGAAUUACGUGCCAAAGCGUUCACAGUGGAAUCUUAUUUCAGGUUAA
Molecule: messenger RNA, 4566 nt
Organism: Porites evermanni
Lineage: Eukaryota; Metazoa; Cnidaria; Anthozoa; Scleractinia; Poritidae
Source: the annotation of a GenBank genome assembly